Molecule: messenger RNA, 3365 nt
Organism: Andrographis paniculata
Lineage: Eukaryota; Viridiplantae; Streptophyta; Magnoliopsida; Lamiales; Acanthaceae
Product: BTB/POZ domain-containing protein At1g04390
Exons: 8
Coding region: 77-3115 (1012 amino acids)
Molecular function (GO): protein binding
Source: RefSeq, a predicted model, not a curated record
UUAAAAAAAUAACUGAAAAAAUAGGAGGGGAGUCGCCGACUAGAAACCGGGCGGCGCGGCCGUGGAUUAGAGUCCGAUGCGAUCGUCGGGGAAGCACGGUGCGGCGGAGAAUAGCCGUGGCAUCAGUAGUCACGUCCUCAACCUACAUCAACGCCUUCAACAUGCUCUCAGCCUCGGAAGCUGGGAGAACAAAGGGAAAUGGCACUGCUCAGACAUUGAGGUGCAGAGACUGGUUCUUCGUUCAAUUGAUGCAUUCCUUGAAUGCAUAUCUAGUGAGACAUUGAGAUACCCACUUAUUAAGGAUUCAGUUGUGCAAAUUAUGAGAGCGUUGGAAAGUAUAAUACAGUUCAAAAAUCAAUCUAUAUUGAAGCUGGCAUUGGAUAUUGCGGUGAAGAUGGUCAAUAUUUUACCAAGUUCAACACUUCAAUCUCAUGUUUUGGAUCUAAUCUGCCCUUUAGUAGAUUUGCUGUCUUACCAGCAGCUUCAAGUUGUUAUAUCAUGCGCAACAACAUUGAAUAUCAUCCUGUCAAAACUGAGUUCUAGACAAGACAGAGAAGCUUGGCAAAUUUUGAAGGAAAGCAAAGCAGUUGUCUAUCUUGUCCAAAAUAUUAAAUUAUUCUACACCAAAAAUCAGCCGAUUGAAUACUUUCAAGAGAUGGCCUCUCUUUUAAGUAAAAUGUUGUGGCAGUGGCCAUCUUUUAGAUUCUGUGCAUGGAACGAUCCUAUAUUCUUAGAUGUUUUGGAUGCUGUCAAACUUAGGCCUGAAAAUUCAGUGAAAGUUGUUGUCCUGCAGUUAUAUUCUUCUUUAGCACUCUGUGGCAAUGGGGCAGAUAAACUUCUUGAAAAUGGAGAAUCACUUCUUCAAAUGACAGUGGGCUGCAUGGACCGAUCUAAUACUGAUUCAGUUCGCUUUGAAGCAUUUAAACUUGCUCGAUGCCUUGUGCUCACAAGAAGAGGAUGUAUUAAUAUGAUGAACAUUUACUGUGAGCCCCUGGUCAAUGCUCUAACUAGCACAUUGAGCAACUGGAGUUCACAGCCUGAAGAAGUAGCUAAGAGCCAAAGGCCUAUCAUCGAGGAGGCUCUCCGCUUAGCCUCAAUAACUCGCUGGGCAGGUAAUCAUCAUGUGUACUUUUGGAGAAUGGGCAUGGAUAGAGUCCUUGUUAAUCUUCUCCUGGACAAUUAUCACAAAAUUCACCAAUUGAGGCAUGAGUUAUCAGUGAAUGAACUGAUAAUAAUUGUACGAGAGUGUCGUAAUUCAAUUCUUCCGCUCUCUUAUAGACCCUUCAUAUGGGAUAUUCUUGGAGGACUUGCAGCCAAUUGUUCAGAAAAUAUCAACCAUGAAAUGCAUGGGAAUAAGCUUCGACUAAAUAUCCUGAUUAUAAGUGCAUGCUUUUCCUUCGUCAACUCAAUCAGAACAUUGCGACAAAUUACUCAAAAUGGCCUCGUAAUCAUGUCUGAUUGUGAAUCAGCAAGCAGGGCAGUGCUUAUGAUGGUUUAUUCACCUUGCAAGCACAUUGCAUCCUUGUCAAGGUCAAUACUGCAUGAAAUACUUAAGUUGCAUGCGAGGGAUCACACUGAGUACUUACUCGAUAUUGUCAAUGCAAGAUUGACGAGAAACAAGUUUGGGCUUCCAGGAAACCUUCAAACUGUGAUUAGCUUAGUGUGUUUGGCAUGUUACUGUAGCUUACCAGAAUAUGGCAAACAUAUAAUUAAACUCCAAGGUUUGAAGACUGUGGUAGCCUUCAUAGUGUGGUGGUUCCAGAACCCUGUCUGUGCAACAAGGGCGAGUGCGGUGCUUCAUCUGGUUGAUGCAUUCAGUCAGAAGAGCUGUUGCGUCCCGGACACAGACGAGUGGGAAGGGGAUAAUGGGCUUUUGCUUUAUAGUUUGUGGAUCCUCGGGCAAUUGCUGCAUCAUUCUCCUCAUCUAAAAAUCCAUCUCUCUGAUGGCCAGCUGGACUUCUCUGAGGCUAAGUUGAUUCAAAAUCUCCAGGAGAUUUGCAGAAGCAAGAACUCGCAAGGUUCAAAAUGGUAUGCUGCAUAUAUGCUUAGCUAUUUUGAAUUAUAUGGUUUUCCAAGUCGAUUGGGAAACAGGAUUGGUGAAUUACUCGGUGAGAGAGAGGACUCUGAUCUGAAGCUAGAUAUUGUCGAUGAGGAAUCUGUAUUUGUUCAUGAAGUAAUUCUUACUGUAAGAUGCCCUUCAUUAUUGCCUCCCCAAGUAUCUACUUCUCAAGAGAUGAUAUCCACUGGGAUUAGCGUAAAACUUGAGGCACAGGGGAGAGCCUUGAAGGCAAUACGUUUAUCAGCUCACGUAGAUCACCAGAUUUUGUUGAAGUUGUUAGAAUAUGUUUACUUUGGGCAUCUGCAGGCCAGUGAAGAUCUUGUUAAGAAGCUGAAAAUUCUUGCAAGGCAUUGUCAGUUGGGAUCUCUGGUACAGUUGCUUUGUAAAAAAGUUCCGAAAUGGGGCGCCUCUAUACCAAUCUUUGAUCUUAGUCUGGCUCUCGGGGCAGCUGGAUAUUGCUUUUCGGACGUUAUCUUGGAAGCCAGCACGACAGAGCUCGUAGAUUGGAAAUGCAGCUUCUGUUCUGCUUCUGCUCCACAUCUACAUGUUCACAGAGUUAUAUUAGCAUCCAGUUGCAAUUAUUUACGGGCCUUAUUUUACUCAGGAAUGCGAGACAGCCAUUUGCAAACUAUCAAGGUCCCCGUGAGUUGGGAGUCGCUUACCAAAUUGGUUAACUGGUUCUACUCCGAUCAGUUACCUGUACCUGAAUUCGACUGUCGAUGGGACAAUAUGGAUCCGGAGAAGAAAUUCCAAGAAGUCCACACAUAUUUAGAGCUCUGUUGGCUUGCUGAAUUUUGGCUCGUCGAGGACCUCUACAAAGAGUGUUACGAAGUUGUCGCGUCUUGCCUGGAUUCAUCGAGAUUCUUAUCGACAAGAAUAAUUCAAAUCGCUGCCGAUUUCUCCCUGUGGAAGCUGGCUCAAGUAGCUGCUGAUUAUAUGGCGCCGUCGUAUCAUCAGUUGCGCAACUCGGGCGAGCUUGAUGCUUUGGACAACAGUGUUAUCGAGAUGGUUCGCGCUGCGUCGGUUCGACUUUCUCAAGUUGGCAAGUAUCAGUGAUUUUGAUCAGACUGUCUGUUCAUUUGAGGCUCGAGGUAUCAAUUGAGUUGCCGUUGUUGAGGAGUUUGCACAGGCCACAUAUCAACUGGUAAUCACAUUUUAGCUUAUACAAUGCAUUUCUGUCAUACUUAAAAAAGCUUAAGACUAUAUACUAACGUGCAUGUGUAUGUAUAUAUGUAUAUAUAUAUAUAUGCAUGUGUGUGUGAGAGAGUAAAAUGUGGGGAAAUUUAGCAAAAAUAUUUUUGUUUUU